GGGGGGAGAUGUCCAGGAUCACAGGGUGUUUAUUGAUAUGUGACACUAAAUAAGGCAAGAUGGUCCUUAUUUAGAUUGUCGUGUCCUUCAUUAUAUAUUCCUAUCAUAAGAUACCGUAAAUCCUCGAAUUAGCCCCCAGGGGCUUAUUUAUUUUUGAUAUUUUUGGAUGGGGGCUUAUUCGAGGAGGGCUUCUACGAGGGAGGGGAGGGGGCUUAAGAAAUUAUUGUAGACAUUAGGAAGACAUUGUUAAAAGACCGCAUGCUCAACCUAAAAUGGUGAACUUUUUCAAAAAUUCAUAUUUUUUUGUAUAUUUUAAAAAACUAGAGUAGGAAUACAGCUAUACAGGGAAAUGCUAGAUUAAUGCUGCUGUACAACAAAGUUGUACAGUAUAGUACAGUAUAAAAUAAUUCAAAAUAAUGAAAUGAUUAAAUAAUAAAGGCUGAGUCAGAAAUGUCAUCAACUGCUUUUGGCUGAGCAAUAGGUUUUCCUAUAUGUUGCUCUUAAUACCCUUUACAUUUCUGAAUACUAUCAACAACCAUUUGUUGGAGUCACUGUUAAAAUUUUUGUCCUUUUCCCCCAAUACUGCAGAGAUCAUAAUAGCUUAGGCCAACAUCAUAGGGGUACCACGAUAAAACAUACUUCCUACUAACUUACGUCACUUCGUAGUGAACAACGAACGUUACAUCAAGGAGAUGAGAGGGAGGCUGUUUUUGACCUUGCAAAUUCACAGUAGUGUUAUACUGUUAUAGUCCAGCUGUUAUCGACCACAAUUGUGCACUUAAAUGAUUAAAGCAUGAAACUUUCCAGAAUAGCUAAUGAGUUACUCAGUAAUCAUAUCUGAUAUAGUGCCAGUCGGUAUUGUGCUCGAGAUCCGAGAACUGCGCAUGUCUGUAUGGAAACGAGGCUUAGAAUAAAGUACUCCCUAAUCACUUUAUAUUUUGAUAUUUUUGUUUGAAAAACUUUCUGCGAUAUGUGCAAUAUGCAAGGAAGCAAUCUAAUACAUAUCCGAGAACUGCGCAUGUCAGCACGAAAACGAGGCUGACAUGUCAAAUUUGGCGCGAACAAGAAAAUGAUGUCAGCAUGUUUCUCUUGUAAAUCAAAAUUUAUUCUUGGGAACGAUUCAGCAAAUAAAAGGUUAUUUUUUCGAGCGAGCUAGGAUGCCCUACUUAUUGAUGUAGUGGUCACGACAUGACACAUUUGCUGAAUCCGUUUGAAGAGGAAGGAGAAUAUUUGCUGGCGAUUCAUACCAAAGAUGUCAAGUCUAAUGAAGUGAUCGAGACAGUUCGCAAUGCUAAACGUAUUGGUGAAGAACAUUUCAAUCUGUUUUUGAAGGAGCGAUUUGUUGAAAAAAGCAAACCUGUUAGCCAUCCCAUAAAGAAGAUGUGCCUAUCAAUCUUUGAUACGCCAGAGAAAAAGAAAGUACCCGCAGAUAAAGCUAAGCUACAUGUUCUUCAACAAGACUGCUCUCUGUUUUCACGUCUUUAUAUAGCAUGCCAAUUCCGCGACGGAAAUCUAGAAGAUUUCUUCAAAUAUGAGAAUCAGCCAUGGCCCCCUUCACUUUCCCAAUUUGGCCAGCUCAGAGAAGGCCAAAAAGCAGACCUCAUUAACUGCUUAACAAGCCUAUCAGCACAAGUUCCGACUACGACCAAACCAUCUGUUGAUGCAGUCAUUAUUGAUGGUGCUGUCAUUGUCCAGAUGCUACAGCCUAAAACUGUGCGCUCAUUCGAUGAAUAUUUCACAGCCAUAUCCGCCCCUUACAUUCUGAGAAUACUGCAAAAUUCCUCGCGAAUUGAUCUAGUAUGGGAUGUUUACAAAGUGGACUCGUUGAAGAAAUCACUGCGAGACAAGAGAGGUUCUGGGCAACGUCGGAAAGUGAUGGCCUCAACAAGAAUCCCGACAGAUUGGAAAGGCUUUCUUAAAGUAGAUGAAAACAAAGACGAGCUGUUUAAGUUUCUUGCAAACAAGUUGGUUUCAUUGACGAUUCCCGACGGUAAGGAGAUCUACACCACUUACGGCGACGAUGUUUUAUGGCUCUCUAGUACUCAAAGAGAUGUAGAUUACCUUGUGCCCUGCAGCCAUGAAGAGGCAGAUACACGGUUAAUUGUUCAUGCGCGUGAUGCAACUUUAAGCGGACACCGCCGGAUACUCAUCAAAAGUAAUGACACAGAUGUUGUUGUGUUAGCCGUUUCAGUUGCUGGUUUUAUUCAAGCUGAUGAGGUCUGGGUUACUUUUGGCUCUGGCAAGAAUAUGCGGUAUAUCCCUGCACAUAUAGUUGCAAAAUCUUUAGGCACUGAUAAGGCAUCAGCUUUACCAGUUUUCCAUGCUUUAACAGGGUGCGAUACUGUAUCAUUUUUUGGAGGACGUGGGAAAAAAACAGCCUGGGAAAUAUGGAAGAUCUUUCCUCAGUUAACGCCUGUCCUGAUGACCCUAAAAGCUGCGCCAACAACAGAAGCCCUCAGCAGUCUCAUGCCACUGCUUGAGAGAUUUGUGGUUCUGUUAUAUGAUCGUACCAGUAGCCUUAACAGAGUCGAUGAGGCGCGGCAGGAGCUCUUCUCAAAAAAUCAAGGAGUAUUGAUGGCAUCCCUCCUACGCAAGCAGCCCUCCACGAGCACGUUAAAAGAGCGGUACAUCAAGGAAGUUUUGUUUGGGGUCAAACGCUUCUGAAACAGCCUAUAAUUCCAAGUCCAUCAGAAUGGGGAUGGCAGCGACAGGGCGUUAUGUGGACACCAUAUUGGACAGAAUUCCUUCAGGCAAAGGAUACAUGCUAUGAACUAAUCCACUGCAAAUGUAAGGGGCCAUGCAGGGGUCGCUGCAAAUGUACAAGAGCUAAUCUGGCAUGUACGGGACUCUGCAAUUGUGGGGGCAACUGCCAACAGUAGUUUGUCUAUUAUGUAUGCUAGUUACCUUCAAAGUUCGUUACUUUAUAGUUAGAAUUGUAAACAAGAUAAGCAAUACCCAUAUAAAAAGUAGCUUGCUUACAUACACAUUUCGCAGAAAGAUUAUCAAAUAAAGAUAUCUAAAUAUAAGGUGACUAGGGAUACUUAAAUCUUAGCCUCGUUUUCAUAGAGAAAUGCGU
Messenger RNA from Rhopilema esculentum, 3076 nucleotides. The record is from RefSeq and is a predicted model, not a curated record. NCBI's taxonomy places the organism in Eukaryota, Metazoa, Cnidaria, Scyphozoa, Rhizostomeae, Rhizostomatidae.